This is a messenger RNA of Heterotrigona itama, 3576 nucleotides long. NCBI's taxonomy places the organism in Eukaryota, Metazoa, Arthropoda, Insecta, Hymenoptera, Apidae. The record is from the annotation of a GenBank genome assembly.
CCCCGCGUGACCGCGGCACUCGUAGGAGAUGGCGAAGGCCGGCUGAUCGCCACUCCGGUGCACAAGGAGAGCAUAGCGUCUAGGAGCAAGGAGGACCUGGCACAGGAGGCGGCGCUGGUGCUACAGCAGGCAGAGAGCCUUCACUGCGUGGCGCACGACAACCGACGAUUGCCCGGCCGAUUCAGCACACUUCCGGCGCGGCGUAACAAGAAGAGGCCGGAACUGCCGCUCGAUGUGAGACGCAGGAGCGAGGAACUCGGCGCGACCACGAGCAGCGCGGACCUCGUCGUCGAGGCAACACCGAGGCCGAAGAAGAAAGCAUUGGAGCGGAGCGCCAGCGAUGCCAGCGCGAGGAGGCAGCUGAGGGGCUCGCUAGCGAGGUUCUUCUCACCGAAGUUAGAGCGUAAACGGAAGCCGGUGGGACGUAGCGCGAGCGACGCGGCCAGCUCGUCGAGGUCUCAUCGGAAGAGAAGCGGCAGCGAGAGCGAGGGAUCGCAUCUCGGCAGCAGCCGCGCGAAGAAGCAGCUGUCGCCGAUAAUCGAGGCGUCGCCGUCGCACGUCGAUCAUCAGCCGUUCCAUUUCGGUGGCGUGGAGAACGGUAGCCGACCGGAGGCGAAGAAGUCGAAACAAGAGGAGACCGCCACGGAUGCCGAGGGGAGAGUGAGCGAACGAACGAGAGAGACGACAGAGACGAGAGAGAGGGUGGAGGAAGCGAGCCGAAUCGGGAAGCCACCGAUAUCGCCUAGGAGAGAAGCCAAGGGAGUGGUGAGACACAUACCCAUCGAGAUAGAGGCGGAAGAAGAGGACGAGAGAAGGAGGAGCAAGGAAGAAGCAACAGCGCGGAAGAAGGAGGAGAAGGCGACAGGUCGGACUCCCUCGCCGGUGGCAAAGGACGCUGGGGUCGACGAGGUGGACAAGGUCGCCGCAAGUAGCAUGCUGCACAGCAGUCGAUACGAUCUGCAGCAACGAACUGCAAGCGAGGAAUCGACGAUACACAAGAUGAUUCAUCGAUUGUCCAGCGAUCGGUCGCCGCCGCCGCAGCUGACGAAAACCAUGGUCUCGCCUGGGCCGGGAUUCGGUCACAACAACAACCGACCGUUCUCCUACACCAGACCGAACGAGUCCUGCAGCCCACCGCCCCCGCAGACCAACGUGAUCUACGCUCAGGUGCAGACCGACAAGAAGAAGGCGCAGAGAAGUCACUCGGACAGCGACGAGGGCCUCGGCCUCGAGCGGAAGGACUCGUCGCGCGAGAACAGUCCCGCGGAGAAGGAGUACCGCAGGACGGAUUACUCGUACAGCAGCGACUUGCGUCGCAACAACGAGAUCAACGCGUUCAAGUCCAGGUACGAGGAGGACAGGAAGAACAGCAGCACGCACUUCUCCAGCCACUACGCAGCCGGCGUGCAGGAUUACGCGAGCAGAAACGCGGACGCGAAACGGCGUCACGAGUUCGACGUCGACAUCGACAGACGCCUGUACGACAAGCCGGAGAAGUACACGUCCACGACGGUGUUCGUCGACACGUCCGGCAGAGGCAGGGCCGACGGCACGGACGCCAGGCAACGGGACGGCAACGAAUUCUCCGGCAGGCAGAAUACACACAGCGGAAUAUCGAACAAAACGUCCGAGCUGAGCGCCAGGCGCGACCUCCUCGAGUCGAGGAUCAAGUCGAGGCUGCUGGCCGACGAGAUGUUCGCCGCGAAGAACAGCGCGAACGUGCCGAUCAAGAAGUCCGAGCACGAGAUCAUCGACAAGCCGAUCGUCCCAUCGCCGGUCACCCCAAACCGCGUCGCCUCGCCCAAACGCUACAUGGACACGUACAUUACGGAGACGCGCACCAACAGCAACGGCGAGAAGUACAUCUUCGAGAAGGAGAUACACGAGGACAACGGCAAGGUGUACGGCUACGAGAAGAAGAUCACCAACAAGAUCCCGUCGGACGGUUACAUCGACGCGAAGCCGAGGGACGGAUACACGGUGGAAACGAGGACAGACAAGUACGGGGACAAGUACAUCGUUGAGACGCGUACGCACGAGGGCUACGCGGACGAUUUGAAGCCGUUCCUCGGCGACAGGAGUAGAACCAGCCCGGAGGACCGGUACCACGCGGCCAGAAACUCGACCAGCUCUUACAGCAAAUCGUCCGGCCUUCGUCCCGGCGAGAGCACCGUCACUCGCGAGCAGCCCAGGGAGAACAUUUCCUCGCCGAUGAUCGCCAACAACAAGUUCACCGCAACCGAGAGGAAGUUCUCCAAGAGCGACGACUUUCUGGACAGAGAGGUCAGACGACCGGUCAGAGAAAACGGCUACCUGCCGAAAAAGAAGAACAACAUCGAGUCGAUUCGCGGUAUGAGCAAGUCGACGCAGCGUUUGGACGAGGUCGCGCGUGAGAAUUCGCGCGUCAGGGCGCUGAGGAGCGAGUACACGAGCAGAUCGCACGAGAAUCUGACCAGUCACGCCGAUUACGUGAACGCGAGGGACGUGCGCCGGCCACUUCUGUCUGACAGCCCGGCGAUGAACGGACGAAAGGAGAGGUCGCCGUUCGCGAAACGACACCUGGACAGCCUGCGCGAGGGCCCGAACGACGACUACGACACGGACAUAUCGCAGAUGACCAGCAGUCAAUUGGAGUCCAAGUACUACAAGGAGACUCGCACCACUCAACGUUACACCAGCAGCAAGCAGCCGAUUCACGACGAUUACGACAGUUCCCCGCCGAGAAUACGGACCGAUCGCGGUGGCUACAACUCGAGCAGAUACGACUCGGACACCACAGCCAGGGACUCGAUCCGCUGCGAGACUCGGUACGACGAGACGUCGUCGCGCACGUUGAGGAAAGAACACGGUCGAAUGUUGGACGAAGAUCCGAAGAAACCUCUGAGAAGGUCGCGCAACCGAUUGGAUUACUUCGACGAUUCCGACGCGAGGGAGAGCCCGCGGGUGAAGACGGGUGUCGGUCGGCUGCAGCCGUUCGACGAGAGUCCCGCCAGGCCACCGAGAGCCUACCACGACGGCGGCAAGUCCCGGCACACCAGGCAAGAGACCAGAACGCACAUGGAGCGGCGACACCGCGAGACACGACUCAGUGACUCGGAUCGGAAGGAUCGUCUGGCCGAUUCCGGGAUCGAGAACGAUUACAGACGGGACUCGCAGGAGGUCGAUCGCCGGGAACAGAUCGAGUCCGAGGACGAGGGUUUCGUCACGAGGCAAUUUAUCAAACACGAGAGACGGCACACCGAUAGGAGCAUGAAUCUGACGCCGAACGAGCAACGGAAGUACGAUAAAUAUUCCAACGACACGGGCAAGUCGCCGCCGGUGACCGCGAAGCCGCCCUCCGGCGCCGACAAGAAGUACGAGAAGAAGGCGGCGAAGAAGAGCGGCACGAUGAGCAAGGUGAAGCAGCUGUUCAGCAAGAAGGAGAAAAAGGCCAAGGAGGAGAAGAACAAGAAGAACGCGAGGGGAAACGGCAGCGGCGCGCUCACCGACGACGAAGUGACGAUCAGGUACAGGGAGUACCGCGGCGAUCAGUUGAGGAGCGCCAAGAGUGCGCGGGACCUGGGCAGCGACAUCAAU